AUGUUCUCCACUACCACCGGUUCUUUCUGUGGACCUUCGCUUAGUCAGCCAGUGAGUUACUCACUUCUGGUGCUUCCGCCAAAGAAGGAGCUCCGGAAGAAGGGCUACAACAUGACUGAUAUCAACACAACUUCGACACGCGUACAUCCACUUGCUCGAUGGCAAACACAUGUGUUAAAGCAUGGUGCCACUUACCGUGAUGCGCUUGACGCUGUGGAAGAGGCCAACACAAAGCACUGGGGGUUCCUAAAGGCUCGCAUCCAGUUCUCCUGUGGCUCCUUUGAGUCCUUCGUGCGUACUAAUCCGAACGAUCCAAGCACAUUGAAGGGCGUUUCUACAUACGACCCUAACGGUGUCUUCCACAAGGAGACACUUGACUGCACGCUCAAGAACCGUUCUACACUGCUUCCCCGGCUGCGCGCCAUCGUAGACGGGCGGGGCCACCAUCUUUCUGGCAGCACCCCGCCGGCUCGCAGUUUCCAUCCUCAGGUGCUGUACAAGAACUGCCCACCACCUGUGCUUUCCCAGGCUGGCUAUGAUUUUACGCCCAUGAGUCACAACGCGUUCUUGCUACGCACUAACGAUCAUCCUCAGGGUGUGCGUGAUGUAAAGAGCGACUUUAUGAAGGGCAGUUGCGACUACCGUCCCAGGGCGUAUCUUCGUGAUGAGGUGAGCGGCGGGGUGAACAGCAGGCACUGCCACUGCGCAGAAGUGUACCAAGUGGGUGACUACACGAUGGAUCUGGCGCGGGGAGCUGAGAUUGACCACCGCAACCGCACCGUUAACUUUGAAUACACCAAGAAGGGGACCCUUAAGUCAGGCAGCAAUAUUGUGGGGAAGCGGCACGCACGGGUUCCGCGAUUUCCGUGUGACCACAGUGUCAAGGGCGCCUGCGCUGAUGCUGGUAUGGAUACACGGGACGGUGGCGAACUCCCGUUGGUGAGUGGGGAGGCGGUUGCCGAGGGUGCGGAACAGGGAGGAGCCACAACAAGCCCGGCUUUGCGGUCACCACGGAGACAUUGCGGAGCCGGAAACGGGAAGGGGUCGUCGGAUUCGCCUGUUGGGCGGAGCCAAGAGCGCGAAAAGCAGGUCCAGGUGCUGGUGGACUGA
Trypanosoma brucei brucei TREU927 is the source of this 1110-nucleotide messenger RNA. RefSeq lists its product as hypothetical. NCBI's taxonomy places the organism in Eukaryota, Euglenozoa, Kinetoplastea, Trypanosomatida, Trypanosomatidae. The transcript has a single exon. Bases 1 to 1110 code for a protein of 369 amino acids. The record is from RefSeq and is a predicted model, not a curated record.